This is a messenger RNA of Anopheles stephensi (Asian malaria mosquito), 2190 nucleotides long. Its product is annotated as alpha-tocopherol transfer protein-like. Gene Ontology annotation, molecular function: phosphatidylinositol bisphosphate binding. The coding region runs from base 125 to 1117 and encodes 330 amino acids. NCBI's taxonomy places the organism in Eukaryota, Metazoa, Arthropoda, Insecta, Diptera, Culicidae. The record is from RefSeq and is a predicted model, not a curated record. The transcript is spliced from 2 exons. Gene Ontology annotation, cellular component: membrane.
UUAACAUACGAGCAGAGCCCCAAAACCUUAUUAAACCAGCCGUUUCAUGACGAUCUGGUCUUAGUGCUACUCCGCCGUGCCAGUGAAACGGAUAGUUCUCUCAGUGUCAGUGUUUAUUUUCGGAAUGUCACCCAAUCCGUUGCCUUUGCCCUGCCUGGAAAAGGUCCCAGAAAGCUACGAUGACGAGUACGAGCAUCCGCAGGGUCCAGAGUCUAUCAACAAAACGUUGGAAGUAAUCCGCGAGGUGGAUCGUUCGACGGUGGAACAAAACCUGGCUCAGUUGCGUGAUUGGAUUGCAAAACAUCCCCACAUCCGUCAGUGUCGUACGGACGCCCGCUUUCUGUUGCGCUUCUUGCGUGCCAGAAAGCACUCCUUCCUGGCGGCUUCGCAAGUGCUUGAGCGAUAUUUAGCGGCCCGCAUACUGCAUCCAACCUGGUUCCAGCGCUUAGACAUUCGCGAUCCAGAACUGGCGGAUCUCACCGAUAUCGGAUUCCUGUACACUCUGAAGGAACGCGAUCCGGACGGAUGUCUAGUGACAUUGUGCGAUUGGGGACUGAUCGAUCCGAAGCGGUACACCGUCGAUCAUAGCAAUCGGAUGCAUGCGCUGCUGGUUGAGGCGUUCGGUGACGAUCCACUGUUUCAGUGUGCCGGGAUAAUAGUGAUCUUCGAUCUGCAGCACAUACAGCUCGCACAUCACAGUAUAGUGUCGUUGAGUGUAUUGCGGCAGGUAGCACAGUACGUGAACAACGCUAUUCCAAUCCGCUGUAAGGCUAUCCACGCCGUUAACGUACCGUCCGGAGCGCUGUGGAUCGUAAACGGAUUGUUGGGAUUCCUCAACGAGAAGAUUCGCAAUCGUUGCAGUUUGUUCCGCGACUAUGACGAACUGGCGGAAAAGUUCGAUCGAAGCUUGCUGCCGAAGGAACACGGUGGCAAGGAACCGAAAAGCGAGCACAUUCGUGCGUUCCGGGAACGGUGCGAGCGUUACCGUGAGCGGAUGCUGCUGCUGGACGAGAUGGAUAUCGAUCUUGACCACAAUGAACCGUACUCGCGGCACGCUCUGCUGGAUGACAUCGAGGGUGGAGCUGUCGGAAGCUUCCGUAAGCUGGAACUCGACUAAAUAUACCAAUUUACCAUGAUUUUCCCAGCAAAAAGGUUCACAUAUGGAAUGUAUCUAGCGUGCAUCGUACAGCGUACUGCUGGAAAGAUUAAUGUCCAAACUCCCAGGUACGCGGUGAACACUUCCGUCUGUUUAAAAUUAAUCCGUUUAAAAUAACCUACAUUCAUAAUCCCGGCUGGUCGUCCAAUACUGUCUCUCUCUCCCCGCUCAGAAACGGAGCAUUCACAUCCGUAUGCGGGUUUACAUCUCAAUCCAGCGUGUAACCUGCACCCACCAUAAUUAGAAUAUGAUACGACAAAUUAGUGUUUGAGUACGUCCCGCAUUUCGUGCGAACGAAGUGAGACGAGAAAAAGAAAGAUUAAAAGAAGUAACGUAAGCCCCAGCACACAGGGAUUCAAAGCUUUACCGAGCGACCGACGCUACCGCUGUGAAAUGUGAGAAGCUUUAACAAACCUGUUAGCGCCCUAGCCUUGUAGCAUCAGAUCUGGAUCCCUUCUCGUCAAGAGAGACACUUUAAAACAACAGGUUCCUCAUUUUCAUCGCACAACUGUCGCUACCACCACCGUGCGGACACAAGCUUCAACUAAAAGAGCGCUAUAAACCAGCAAGCAAUCGUCACGAGAAACACAUGGUCAGCAGCUUUAAGUAUGCUCUAUACCACAACUGCUGCAUGAAUGGGAACACUAACCACUCACAGAAUACAAUGAAAAAAGGAAACAAAGAAAGAAAAACACCAAUCUGUAAAAAAAAGGGCGCAUAAAAAACUAUUUUGACACACAUAAAAAGGACGACGAUCUAGUUUUGGAUGGAGCGCGGUUUUGUAACGGCAAACAGAAGAGCAAAAAAAUACAAUCUCUUAAGAACGUUACACCGAAACAAGGACACUAAAUCAGCGCAAGGAUAUAAAGUAGAACGUUGUGAUGAUGAUUGUGGUCUUAAAAUAAAGUAACGUGUACUAACAGCCGAAACUGGCACACACAACACACGAAUCGCGUGUUGGAGCAAGGCAUGGGAUGAAGGACAGUAGAAGUGGACACUUUAAACAUGAAAAUUCCUCGAAAUCUGGAUAAAUA